CAAGAUGGCGGCGGGGACGGAAGCAGAGUGAGGUGGAUAGUAACGUUAGCUAACAAUAUAACUGCUAAGUUACAGUUGAAGACCUCUCAUGUUUUGCGCUGUGGCUGGUGGGUCAGAGUACAGGUAGUGCACCGGAUUGGCGUUGAGGGAUCUUGAAACAAAUGUGCCCUGUAUGCGAGGGAGAGCAAUCAGCGGAAGAGUGGCAUUAGUUAUUAGCAAGAGUAGGUAGCUAAGCCACCCAGUAGAAGCUUGCAUCCACUUGGUUGCUGAAUACAUAUCUGGCUGGCUACUGUAGGUAGCAGUUAGCUAGCUAGCUAACUAGAAUGCCUAGGAGGGAUACUUCACCUGUAGUGCAUACGUUUUAACACUAGCUAGCUACUUAGCUGUUUUACUAUAUAUUGAUUUUCACUGUAGCCAGGUAGACUCUAAUAGUUUUUGCAUUGCAGUGCAUAUAACUUAAAUCUAACUCUUAUAAGACAGCUAAUCCAAAACGAAAAGACCCUCUGUGUUCUGACGAAACGCUUUAGAGGGUACCGAACUCGGGCUGGCGAUUGUGAUUUUAUUUGAUUGCUGUAGCAUGCUAGCUAGCAAACAAGCUAGCAAUAAUUCGUUGUUUCUGGUGGGAAAUCUGUUUUUGUCUGGACUGGAUUCAGAAUCGCUCCGGAAAGCAAGAAGACUGGAUAUCGUAGUAACGUCGUAGUUUUCAAGAUCCACAUCUCAGAAAUUUGGUCCCUACUGGUUGCUUGAUUUUCCUGAUUCAACUUGCGUGACGCCAUGGCUCGCUCCCCGGUUCAGGGUGGCCUGCCAGGGAUGCAGAACCUAAAAGCAGACCCAGAGGAACUCUUUACCAAGCUGGAAAAGAUCGGAAAAGGCUCCUUCGGAGAAGUCUUUAAAGGCAUUGACAAUCGGACUCAACAAGUUGUGGCUAUUAAAAUAAUCGACCUCGAAGAAGCAGAAGACGAAAUCGAAGACAUUCAGCAAGAAAUCACAGUUCUGAGCCAGUGUGACAGCCCCUUUGUAACCAAGUACUACGGAUCUUAUCUGAAGGGCACAAAGUUAUGGAUCAUUAUGGAAUAUUUAGGUGGGGGAUCAGCGCUGGAUUUGCUGGAGCCAGGGGCUUUGGAUGAGACGCAGAUCGCCACCAUACUCCGAGAAAUACUCAAGGGCCUAGAAUACCUGCACUCAGAAAAGAAAAUCCAUAGAGAUAUUAAAGCCGCCAACGUCCUGCUGUCGGAGCAGGGGGACGUGAAGCUGGCGGACUUCGGCGUGGCCGGCCAGCUGACGGACACGCAGAUCAAGAGGAACACGUUCGUGGGCACCCCUUUCUGGAUGGCCCCUGAAGUAAUAAAGCAGUCUGCAUACGACUCAAAGGCUGAUAUCUGGUCAUUAGGAAUAACGGCAAUAGAGCUGGCCAAAGGGGAGCCGCCACACUCAGAACUUCACCCUAUGAAGGUCCUCUUCCUUAUCCCGAAAAACAACCCCCCCACGCUGGAGGGCAACUACAGCAAACCCCUCAAAGAGUUUGUGGAAGCCUGCUUGAACAAAGAGCCCAGCUUCAGGCCGACCGCCAAGGAGCUGCUGAAGCACAAGCUGGUCGUCCGGUACGCCAAGAAGACGUCCUACCUGACGGAGCUGAUCGACAAGUACAAGAGGUGGAAGGCGGAGCAGUCCCGGGACGAGUCCAGCUCAGAGGAAUCCGAUUCGGAGCAAGACGGCCAGGCCUCGGGGGGCAACGACUCGGGGAAUGACGACUGGAUCUUCAACACGAUCAGGGAGAAGGACCCCAAAAAGCUUCAGAACGGAGCGGCCCAGCCCGACGAGCUGCAGAGGAACGAGGCACAAGACAUUCCAAAGAGGCCAUUGUCGCAGAGCUUGUCCACAAUUAUUUCUCCUUUGUUUGCCGAGCUGAAGGAGAAGAGUGAAGCCAGCAGUGGCAAGCCUGAGGCCCUGGAGGAGCUAAGGGAGGCCAUCUUCCUGGCGGAGGAGACGUGUCCCGGGAUCUCGGAUUCAAUGGUGUCUGAGCUGAUUCAGAGACUUCAGAGGUUCUCUCUGACCCAGGCGUCCCCCUCGCAGUGAGAGCGGGCCGGGGGGGCGUCCCCGGCCCCUCAGCCAUCACGUCGCCGCCCCCCUCCGACGAUCUCCCGGGAGGGCCUCCCUCCAUCCGCCGCUUAAAGCAAACUGUUCAAGCUUCUGUUUCACUCUCUAUUUUCUUUUUUUUUUUUAUUGAUUGGUCGUAGUGCACAUAUUAGAGGCAGGAGAGCCGGAUGCGCAGCUGCUGCAGCUGACCAAUCAGGAGGCGGCUCUGGCGCUGCGCUCCUGUGAGAUCCGCAUCGCUCCGAGACAGUAGGUUAAAGGGGGGCUUGAAUCUCAGUAUCUCCCGAGUGGUUCUCACUUUCGAGAGUUUUCACCCCCGAGAGAUCAUGUGUUCAAAAUCUAGUGUGGCUUACUUAGAAAGGCAAAGAAAUACCUGAAGACUUUUGGAAGUGUCGGGAACGGGUUAGGUGUGUGUGCGCUAGGAGGGUGGGCGGGUGCGUGUGUCUGUGUAUGCGUGUCUGCUCUUUUGUGUGCGUUUCCCUUGAAAUCCUGAAGUGUGUAUUCGGGAACCACGCUAAGGAGAUUGAAGCAUUCUUUUGAAACCUCAGGUAUCCUGCUUUAAGUGGAUGGGUCCUCUGGGAGAUGAACACUGUAGGGUGGGUGUACAAAUGUGUAAAUACGGUCCUUUUUACAGAUCUAGUGAAAUACAGGAGUGUGCGUAAAGGAAUCACUGUGUACAAACGGCCAAGUGCUUCUGUAGAUACUCUUAGUAAAGGUGAAUAUUUAAAGAUAAAGUCACUCCAAUGGCCAUAACUAAGAAUUGCCUUGCCUUUAUUACAUGUACAUUUUUUUUUUUUGAAUAUUUUGACCUUUAGUUUUCUUUCAUUUUUAAUAAAAACUCAAAGGUUUUACCAUUCAAUGAAAACUGAGGCCCUGAUUCCAUGUGUAUUGAUCGUUACUUUCGGUACCUUGGUUUUGCCCAGUGCUACUCCAUGGACAUCACCCUCCAUGUCGCUGUCAUGGGGGCCUGUUUCUGCGCAGUUAGAGCAAACAGUGCCAGAUUACACUCAGUCCUGGACUCUGAAUAAUUUCCUCCUGCUGAUGGAACCUGACCUAAACCUGAUUCUCCAGUGUAGAAACACUGAUGUGACAAACUCCAGAAAACAAAGCACUGUACUCAAGUAUGGUAUGUGUAACAGCCCCCCCCCCCCCCCCCGCCCUUCGUUUUUGU
Molecule: messenger RNA, 3265 nt
Organism: Megalops cyprinoides (Indo-Pacific tarpon)
Lineage: Eukaryota; Metazoa; Chordata; Actinopteri; Elopiformes; Megalopidae
Product: serine/threonine-protein kinase 24-like
Exons: 11
Coding region: 775-2076 (433 amino acids)
Biological process (GO): protein phosphorylation
Molecular function (GO): ATP binding; protein kinase activity
Source: RefSeq, a predicted model, not a curated record